Messenger RNA from Macrobrachium nipponense, 2466 nucleotides. RefSeq lists its product as uncharacterized. The transcript is spliced from 5 exons. The coding region runs from base 242 to 982 and encodes 246 amino acids. Lineage: Eukaryota; Metazoa; Arthropoda; Malacostraca; Decapoda; Palaemonidae. The record is from RefSeq and is a predicted model, not a curated record.
CAAUGAAAGUAGAUCCAGCCUCCGCCCUCGCCUUUGCACUUUGCGACCUUCGCAGCCGAGUAAUUUGGAGCUCGCUGAUUUUCCCCGUAACCUGUGCUAUGCUUUAGUGGUUGGGCCUGCCUCACGCCCCCCUUUGCGAGCAGUGCUGUAGGUUCACCUUUUUGCCCAACGUGUCAGUGCUCUUGCUGGGUUCUUCUGGAGUCGUCAGGAGGCCUUUUGAGGUCGAAGAAGGCAGGUAGUGAUGGAACUCAAACCACUGCUAGUUGCUACUGCUGCUAUCUGUCUGUUGUCGGGAAGCUGUCGCGGGAAGGUAUUUCACGCAUGGAGGCACCAGUGCAUUCAUCCUCCAUCCUUCACCAGCGCGCCCAUCGUUUACAGCGUGGUCUCGGAGGUUAUCUGCAGCUUCCAGUGUUGUAUCCUCAGCUGCCUGUUCUUCGACUUCUCAGAAACCACAGGAUGCAAGAUAUAUGGUGCGGGGUUGGAGCCCUGCAACAACAAUCGUUUUGACUUCAAAUACUACGACUACUAUAGACCAACUGUGAAGGAACCUUUCAUUGAAGUAGCAGGGGGAAAACCAACCUUUCCUGUUCCUAAUUUAGCUUCGGGCGAGCAUUCUGGAAAAGCGGUUGACGGCGACGCCGUCACGACUCGGUGGGAAGGAGGCAGCGUCGGGGCUUGGUGGAUGGUCGAUCUUGGAGCUCAUUACGUCGUCUACUCAGUGGUCAUCGUGCCAAGACCUGGCCCCUUUGCAUACAGAUUUCAAGCAGUAGAGGUUCGAGGAGGUUCUGAGUACCGCGGUGACGGGGACUUCACUCAGUGGGACUUGCUUGGUUAUUACGAAGGCCCUUCCUCCUAUUCGCAGGGUCCCAUUUACUUCAAUAAAAGCCAGGGCAUCUGUGGACGCUACCUCGCGGUCAAGAGAAUCAACUCACUCACUGACGUCUUGGCUUUCAUGGAACUUUAUGCGUACGUGGUCAAAUAAUCAUCAACCAGUCUCACAAACUAACCCUCUGAAGUGAUUAGAUUUUGCAUUGGAUAAGUUUUUCUGUACAUCAUGCUUUCCAGUACUUGUAACAGAAAUUUUGAUGCUAGUAAGUAUGUGCACACACUUAUCUACUUAAUGGUUGUUAACAGUGUUCUAGUAUUAGGCAAUUAGUAUCCCGAGAUGGUUAGAUAUCCACCUGUUUAACAACAAUCAUUGCUCCUCAAUGGCGUGGUCGGUAUGGUGUUGGCGUGCCACCUCGUUGGUCGCGAGUUCGAUUCUCAGGCAUUCCAUUGAGGUGUAUAUGUGUAUUUCUGGUGAUAGAAGUUCACUCUCGACGUGGUUCGGAAGUCACGUAAAGCCGUUGCUGAAUAACCACUGGUUCCAUGCAACGUAAAAACGCCAUACAAACAAACAUAUAAAACAACAAUCUUAAAGUUCGAUUAGGUUUCACCCCUUACUUUGUCCUUCACUAAUUAUAAAUCAUAUAACCGUGUUUUAACCUCUCGUCCAGUAGUGGGAUUCAAACAUUUGUCAGCCGGCUCUAUCACAAAAACCCUGUCAUUCUGUCAAAUUUGCUCCACUGAGGUUCAAACGUUCAUCUUGGACUCUAGCAAAUAAAAUGAUCAGUUAUAAUUAUUUCCCAAAUAAAAUGUCUAAUUAAUAGUUAUAAUUACUUCCCAACUAAAAUGUCUAAAUAAUGGUCAAGCAUCAUUAUAAUAAAAGUGAGGAGUGUCUUUAUGUUACUAUACUAUAUACUAGGCAAUAAUUUCAAUAACGUGAAGAUAUAUCCAUACACUACCAGUAUGCUACAAGUGUUUGAAUGUUGUGCUUUUUUUUUCAAUCACCAUUACUAUUCUUAUGAAUCAUGUGUAUUACUGUUUAUAGAUUUUAGGAUUAUGUGUAAUCUUCGGAAAGUAAAAAUAAAAAUACCCUACUACCGAGUUUGCUGAUUGACAUUAAAUGCUGAAUAGAUCUAAGUAUGGGGCCGCGUCGGGUGUUUCCGUGGAAAUCGACUUUUUCUAAAGUAUUUUGGUUGCAUGUUGAGAAUUUACUGUUAUUUUUUGUCGGUCCACUUUAAUUAACCCCCUUUUAUAGAAUUACCAAAUGCUGCAAUUCUGUAAAAGGAAAAAUAAUAAACCACUUGUUGAAAUACACUAACGACACGUUAUCGUAUGGGAUGCGGUAGACUGCCGACCUUGAAUGGCCAGUAGAUUGUGGUCGUUCGAUUUAGACUAUUUAUUGAGAGAGAGAGAGAGAGAAAAGCCAGAUUUUCAAUCUAGCAGCUAGCGUAGUUUUCUCGGGGAAUUGCGUCUUUAUCUGGCAAAAUGUUUAAUUCAGUCGUUUUCUGGAAAAGGUAAAUAUUUCAGUAAAUCAUGAACUGUAUAUUUGCAUUUUAGUUACGUUAUUGCCCUAUUUUUUUUUUUUUCCUAAUGAACAAUACCAUAUGAAAGAAACCUUUUCGUACGAGCAAGGAGAAUCUG